CCUGCCGUCGGCUGUGGUCUAUUCUGUCGCUUGGGGCUAGACGUGCCGUUUAUCAUGGGGGCUGGGAAUGACACGGACUUCCUCAACUCGGACUUCCCGAUGUACGCUGCUGGUGGGGUGACCCUCUUCAUCAUCUACCGCGCUUUCGUGACCAAGUCCCGCGGCGAGCCCCUCCAACCGGCGAACAUGUCUAAGGGGGUGUUUCCUGCGGCAUUCUUCACCUUCGUUGGAUCCCUGGCCUGCCACGAGAUGUUGCUCGACAUGAUGGGCUACCCCGGGGGACUGACGGCCUGGGCUCCUGCUGUGCUGGCAGUGGUGGCUUGCUCCUGGGUGGCCUACCGCGGGCAGCUGGCGGCAUCGGGAGGCGAGCUGGGCUUGUCUGUCAUCGCUCCGGUGGUGGCGCUUGCUGCUCUCACCAUUUCUUGGCUCGUCGCCGACGAGGUGGAACAGCCGCAGAACCUCACCAAGGCGCAGCUAAAGAAGGCCGCGAAAGAGGCUGCUAAGAAGGCUGCCGCGGGGAUAGAGGUAGGCGGCAAGAUGCUAUACCUGGAGAAGGGCAAGGACGUCGUCACCGAGCAAAUGCACGUGGCUCUCGGCGUACUCGUCGUCGUGGUGCUGGUUCUGGCACUGGUGAACGGACCGGGCGUCUGGCCUCGCAACCUGCAGCAGGGGUCCUUCCCCGCCUGCUUCAUGGUCGCGUCCGGGGUGCUGGCCUACAACUCCUUCUUGCGCCAAGCCCGAGAGUCUUACGGAGGCAGCUUGGACGACUUCUUCCCCGCCUUCGCUGCUGUCCUUGCGGCCACCCUCCUAGCCAGCAGGGGGUCCGCGAUGCAAGCAUCGGUGUAGUUUUUUUUUUCAGAGUAGACUAUAUAGACUUUGUGCUGUAUUUUUGUUUUUCGUCCAUGCAACAAAAGCCGGCUACGCAGGAGCCACGUCAUGUAAUUUACUUCUUUUUUGUGUUGAAGCGACGAAGAUUCCUGGAAAUAUUAUCCCUCUCAUGGGUAAAGAGUCCAGGGUUAGUCUGCUUAAUUCUUCGGUGGCGGCGGUGCUCGAUUGUCUAGCAAGGAACGAUCGAUGGCGAGUAUAUUUCCUCCAUCUGCUACAACUGCUAUGUUUUGGUUGUUUUUAUGGUCUGGGAAUUGGCGGUUUGCUGCGGAUUUUCUACAUGUUUUAUGCACAAGGGUCGCUGUAGGUUAGUUUGCCACGAAGCAUCGCGGGCUUGGUCUAGAGUUGUGAGCUGUUUUUUGAAGUCCUUGUCAUGACAGACCAAGAGGUUGCGGCUGAAGAGCGUGUUGCGAUGCAAACACCAGCCUACUCCGGACUUUUUUUUUUUCUGAAGAAAUGGCAAUGCUUUUCUGCCAAGAGGGGUGGUCUGGUUACCCUUAUCAAAUCUGAAUGCCCUAUCCUAUCCUCGUGUGUCCAGCCAAGGAAACGAACAGCAAGCAAAAUUUGCGAGGUCGUGUCUUCUUACCAUUUGAUGGGCGAGUCGUCCUUUUCUCGACCGUGCUGUCGACGAUAUGGUUAUGGGAACAAGCCCAGUCACCUCGUUUGAUCUUCGGUUCUGUUUGGUUGGUUCUCGGUGGUGGGCCGAACAGGCACACAACACAUUCUUGAGGCUCUAAGGUCUACGGAGUCCCAGGGCGGCAAUGAAACAAGAUACUACAAUAGCCUGGACGCAACAUCCAUGUCGUGUCUUGUGUGCUAUGCUAUGCGGGGGGGCACCAAGCGUAACUUACUUACACUGUUGUGGUACUGUGCAGUCGUGCUCGGAGUUUGACCGGGCAGCGCCGUGUUUCAACGUUUGACCAUGUGCCGCAGAAACGAAGGUUUUAGAAGCCGAAGUCAAUCGAACCAUUAGAAAGAGUAGGCAGCGCUGACAAGUC
This is a messenger RNA of Ectocarpus sp. CCAP 1310/34, 1883 nucleotides long. The record is from the annotation of a GenBank genome assembly. Lineage: Eukaryota; Phaeophyceae; Ectocarpales; Ectocarpaceae.